Messenger RNA from Colossoma macropomum (tambaqui), 1493 nucleotides. Its product is annotated as enoyl-[acyl-carrier-protein] reductase, mitochondrial. The record is from RefSeq and is a predicted model, not a curated record. Gene Ontology annotation, biological process: fatty acid metabolic process. Gene Ontology annotation, molecular function: trans-2-enoyl-CoA reductase (NADPH) activity. NCBI's taxonomy places the organism in Eukaryota, Metazoa, Chordata, Actinopteri, Characiformes, Serrasalmidae. Gene Ontology annotation, cellular component: mitochondrion. The coding region runs from base 125 to 1231 and encodes 368 amino acids. The transcript is spliced from 11 exons.
UCUCUGAGGAAGCAGCGGCUACACGAGUGCCAGACCAACAAAUUUUGCAAAACUGGUGGAAUUCGUCUUUAAGCUCACGUCACUGAGUAAACAGAACCGCUCACUACCCCCCUCUGGAGGCAGAAUGAUGAGGCGGCUGGUGGUGGGCAGAUUGAGCCAGGCGGGACUGAGGCUCCUGGGGCAAAAUGUGAGUGGACGGUGGGGGUGCGGAGGUCAGCGGAUGAUCCAUCACUGCUCAGCGCUCGUCUACAGGGAGCACACGGCCAACAUCAACGCUGUGAGAAUAGAGCAGCUGCCCCUGCCUGUUCUGAGCAAACGCAGCGUCAGAGUGAAGAUGCUGGCAGCGCCGGUCAACCCUGCAGACCUCAACAUGGUCCAGGGAACGUACCCCAUCCUGUGCCCCCUGCCUGCUGUGGGUGGGAACGAGGGGGUGGGAGAGGUGCUGGAGGUGGGUGAUGAUGUCCACACAGUGAGACCAGGUGACUGGGUGGUGCCUGUGGACGCAGGAUUUGGCACAUGGAGAACCGAGGCAGUGUGUGAGGAGGAUGACCUGAUCGCUGUCCCGAAAGAUAUUUCUGUGCUCGGAGCCGCCACGAUCGCAGUAAACCCCUGCACUGCUUACAGGAUGCUGCACGACUUCCAGGCACUUACGCCAGGCUCUACAGUGAUCCAGAAUGGAGCAAACAGUGCUGUUGGUCAGGCAGUGAUCCAGAUAGCCGCAGCAAUGGGAAUCAGAACCAUCAACAUCAUCAGAGACAGGCCAGAUCGUGCUGAGCUGAUGAAAGAGCUGCAGACUCUGGGAGCUGAUUAUGUCCUCACAGAAGAGGAAGUGAUGUCAUCAGGCCUUCAACAUGUCUUCCAGGAGGCUCCUAAACCCAAACUGGGGCUGAACUGUGUAGGAGGGGUCAGCGGGGGUCUCGUGCUGUCCAGUUUAGACUAUGGAGGCACGCUGGUGACGUAUGGAGGCAUGGCCAAAAAACCUCUGCACAUUCCAGCAAAAUUCCUCAUAUUCAAAAACAUCACGCUGCAAGGCUUCUGGAUGACCCAAUGGAAAAGGAACCACAGGCAAGAUAAAGCUCGUUUGCGGACGAUGCUGGACGCAGUGUGUGAACUCGUCAGGUCGGGUCACCUCACUCCUCCAAACUGUGUUUGGACACCAUUUCCCCAGUACACACACGCUUUACACGCUACACUGCAGCCACUCCAGCGCAAACACGUCCUCAUAAUGUAGCACUUUUAAUGCACUGUCAGGACGUCAGGUUAUACAUACAUCUUAUGUGUUAUCUACAUAUGUAUAAAUACCAUUAUUUAAUAUUAAUAUCCCAUGUAUGUGAUAUAAAUGUAAGUACAUAUAUGUAAUAAUAAUGUCCUGUAUCUAUUUUAGAUACAUAAGCAUCUACACGUAAUAAAUAUAUCGCUGUUGUUGGAAGAAAACCUCGUAUGUCCAAAAUGGUAACUUUACAGGAGAAGGAAAAAACCUACUUUACUUUUAA